Rosa chinensis is the source of this 2076-nucleotide messenger RNA. RefSeq names its product major facilitator superfamily domain-containing protein 12. NCBI's taxonomy places the organism in Eukaryota, Viridiplantae, Streptophyta, Magnoliopsida, Rosales, Rosaceae. Bases 416 to 1786 code for a protein of 456 amino acids. The transcript has 13 exons. Gene Ontology annotation, molecular function: symporter activity. The record is from RefSeq and is a predicted model, not a curated record. Gene Ontology annotation, cellular component: membrane. Gene Ontology annotation, biological process: carbohydrate transport.
AAAUUGUGAGCGUUGAUAAUAUAUGUGAAGACAAACAGUACAGGGUAGCGGGAGCAUUCAGCAAGCAAGAGCAAGAGCAUGGCGAAAAGACAAGGCUAUCCCUGGGGCUGAGCCGGAGCCUGUCUAUUACAAUAUUAAUUUUCGAUUCUACCGCUUGAAAGUUGAAAUUCCAAGAUGAAAUGAGUUAUGGGCAGAGAGUGGCGAAGCAGGGACUUGGUUGGUUGGUUGGCCGGUUCAAUCUCUUCCUCUCUUCCUUCCUUUGCUUCAGAAUAUUACCAUAAAGUACUCUAGACAUAUUAUCUACAGACUAGAAUAUCUAUCAGGACAACGACCCUAUAUGUUCCCUCUUCCUCCUCUCUUCUUCGGCGAAUCAACAACGGUGGUUUCAGGUUGUCUUUACUUUUAAACUCCCAUAAUGCAUAAUGUUACUGAAGAUGAUGAUGAUGAUUCAGUCACAAAGCCCCUUGGAAGGUGUUCUGUCAUGUAUUAUGGCGUGGGCCAUAUGCUCAAUGAUAUCACUGCUUCCUGUUGGUUUACAUAUCUCUUGUUAUUCUUGACAGAUAUUGGACUAUCCCCCAGGGAUGCUGCCACUGUAAUGCUAUCUGGUCAAAUAGCUGAUGGAUUUGCAACCAUAUUUGCUGGCGAGCUGAUAGACAGAUUUGGACAUUUCAAAUUGUGGCAUGGUGCAGGCUCUAUUUUGGUUGCCGUUUCAUUUUCUUCUGUUUUUGGUGGUUGUGUACCGUGUAAAAUUUUUGGUACCUCUUCACCCGCAUUGCGAACUGUUGGUUACAGCAUUUUUGCUGCUAUCUUUAAUGUGGGUUGGGCAGCUACCCAGGUCUCACACAUGUCUAUGCUGAAUUGCAUUACGCUGAAUUCAACAAGCAGAGUGGUGCUCGCUAGCUGUCGGAAUGCUUUUACUAUGGUUGCCAACCUGAGCUUGUAUGCGGUUGCUUUUAUAAUCUUUGCUGUCACGAUAGCAAGAACACAUGCCGAUAUUGAAAAUCAGUACCGCUGGAUUGCAUAUUUGUCAAUCUUCAUAGGAUGCUGCUUUGUUGGUAUCUUUCAACUCGGCACCAAAGAGCCAAGAUUAAAGGUAGGUGUACAAGGAAGUAAUUCUUCAAGGAUUCCAUGGACGUACUGGUUCAAGAGAGUGCUAUAUUAUCAGGUUGCUCUUGUUUAUGUGCUGACCAGACUAGUGGUUAAUGUUUCACAGGCAUAUCUUGCAUUCUAUGUUAUAGAUGAUCUGCAGAUGGCACAAUCGGCUAAAGCUCUGGUUCCUGCGAUCAUCUACAUAAGUAGCUUCCUCGUAUCUGUGAUAUUGCAGGAGAUACAAUGGACUGGCCGAUUCUUGAAGACCUACUACUCAGCUGGAGCUAUUAUUUGGAUAUUUUGUGGUGCAGGGAUCCUGCUUUUACCUAGAAGCUUGAGUGCUUUCAUGUACAUUAUAUCUAUAUUUAUUGGCAUAGCAAAUGCUUUAAUGAUGGUGACCGGAGUAAGCAUGCAAAGUGUUUUAAUUGAUACAGAUCUCAAUGGCUGUGCAUUUGUUUGUGGAUCAUUCAGCUUCUUGGACAAAAUCUCAUGUGGGCUUGCUUUAUUUGUUCUUCAGUCGUAUCAAAGUGAUUCAGUCAUACAGAAUAUCCAUUCUAAUCAUGUCUACAUAUCAGUUACGAGAUUCGGGUUGGGUCUUGUUCCGGCAUUUUGUUCACUUGUAUCAGUGGCUGUUACAUACUCGAUGAACCUCCACUCUGCUCGCUGCAAACCUCUAAUGGAGCCUCUAUUGAUAUAGAUCAUGCUAGUGACCCAAUUUUAUGCAAAGUUCCUUGAUACGUAUUGGCAAUUGUUGUUGAAAGCACAUGCUUGACAAAAAGCUUGGAAGGCAUCUAAUUCUACUGUUAGGCAAAGAUUUUUUUUAAGCUAUUGGUCAUUUCACCAAAGUCAUGAAAUUCUUUACGCCCCUUUUAUUUGUCCUUUUUAAUUAUUUUGUGAAAGGCAUUGUUCGCAUAACUGUAGGGACGUUGUCCGUGUACCCUCAUUCAUCUAUCAGCAAAGUUGGUUUAAUGAAUUCUUAAUGACACA